CAGUAGUAGUUAAAGGAACGGGAGGUGAGAUAGAGUAGGAAAUGGGUUACGAUUUAACCCGAUUUGAGGGUCCGGUCGACGAUGAGCUGAUCUGUUCGAUAUGCGAUGGCGUACUCCAGAAGCCGACACAAGUGGUCACUUGUGAACACGUAUUUUGUGGCCAAUGUCUCGAUGAUUGGCUACGGGAAGGCAAACAAACGUGUCCGCUGGACAGGGAGUUUAUUGCCCGCGAAAACGGUAUGAAAUCGCCCCGAAUUGUUACCAAUUUGUUGGCCAAACUCAAUAUUAAAUGCGAUUUCGAGUCGUACGGAUGUCGGGUAGUGGUCAAACUGGAAAGCCUGGGUAAACAUUCCGGUCAGUGUCCGUAUAAUCCCGAAAAGCCGCUGCGAUGCGAAAAAGGUUGCGGCCAAGUACUGGCCAAUCGUACCGAAUUUGAUGAACAUAAUUGUAUGGAAAAGUUACAUAAUCUGGUCCGCGACCAAAGCGACCAAUUGGAUGGACAGCAGCAACAAAUCGAUGAACUAAAAGCCGAAUUGUUGACCUAUAGGAACAACUAUCAGAAAUUGGACGAUGAGUUUCGGCAGACCCGACACUCGAUAAAUAGCAUUGAAUUUAAGCUGGCGGUAGAACAGACCAAAUCGGCCAAACUGUUGGACUGUAUGUCCAAAUGUGCCCACGAAAUGACCACUUGUCACAGUCUAUUCAAAGAACAUUCAUCAGCAUCACAACAGCAGAUCCGUCGGCUGAAGAGUGUGUCCGUCCGAUACAAUGGUACGGCCAUUGAUGUCGAUCCGUACGAACGAUUGGGUAAAGUCAAGACAAAUUUGAUGAAAAUCUUGAACAUUAGAUCCGGUAAAUUGAAACUAUUCAAUGGUCCGGACGAAUUGGAUAACGAUAUGAAAUCGUUGAUCGACUACGGUAUACAAGAUAUCAUAGCAGCUGAUCCCAUGUCCACCACCACUAGACUAUCGAUGGUCCAGUGCGACGAAAUCCAAGUUUUCGUUAAGAUACGGGUAAUGAACUCCCGGGACAAUAUCCGUCAUCCGUAUUUGAGUUCAGAUUUUCUACCGAAAACCGUUGCCCUCCGUUGCGACCGAAAGGGAUCUAUUGGUCAAUUGAAAACCGAGAUCCGUCUGAUCCAUCACAGUAUCGACAGUGAAGAUGUUUUGCUGACCUACGGUACGGUUACACUGGAAGAUCAGUUUGAUUUGAGCUAUUAUAACAUUACCGAUGGAUCGUUUAUCAAUUAUUAUGCGCACCUGUAGCCGAUCAACAAUAACACCAAAAAAAAUACU
Oppia nitens is the source of this 1295-nucleotide messenger RNA. RefSeq lists its product as uncharacterized. Lineage: Eukaryota; Metazoa; Arthropoda; Arachnida; Sarcoptiformes; Oppiidae. Gene Ontology annotation, molecular function: metal ion binding; protein binding; ubiquitin protein ligase activity. Gene Ontology annotation, biological process: protein polyubiquitination; ubiquitin-dependent protein catabolic process. The transcript is spliced from 2 exons. The record is from RefSeq and is a predicted model, not a curated record. The coding region runs from base 42 to 1265 and encodes 407 amino acids.